AUGAAGACAAAGUUUGACUCAAUCAGCACCGGAAAAAGAGAUAGGCCCUCUCCAAACAAUAUCGAACUUGGCGAUGAGUCUGUUACAUUCAAAAGGAAUAAAAAUAAUAGCCGCCAACCCAACUUCAAAGUAGGCUUGUCAUAUAAUAGCUUGCUGGAUGAUUGUGAUGAUACAAAUGAGAUAUUUGAGGGCCGCGGUAUUCAGUUUUUCGAUCACGACGAUAAUUUCUCAAUAACGGCAGACGAUACGCAGAUAACUAGCAAAUUAUUUGAUCACGACAUGGAACCGGUACCCAAUGAAAUAGCAAGUAAACCAAAGAGAGUGGCAGUUAAAAGACUAACCAAGAAAUUUUUAAACACGUCCGUAUUGCCGGAUUCAUUCCGGGGUGUUUUCAAGUUCACAGAAUUCAACAAGAUGCAAUCCGAAGCCUUUUCUAGCAUUUAUGAAAGUAAUGAAAAUUGCAUUAUUUCUUCACCUACUGGAUCGGGUAAGACUGUAUUGUUCGAAUUAGCAAUUUUGCGUCUCAUCAAAGAAACGAAUAACGACUCUAAUAACACCAAAAUCAUAUAUAUCGCCCCAACAAAAUCUUUAUGCUAUGAGAUGUACAAAAACUGGAGCCCAUCUUUUGUCAAUCUUUCCGUGGGUAUGCUCACCAGCGAUACUUCAUUUCUAGAGACAGAAAAGGCCAAAAAAUGUAAUAUAAUAAUUACAACACCGGAAAAGUGGGAUUUGUUAACAAGAAGAUGGUCCGAUUAUAGCCGAUUAUUUGAAUUGGUUAAGCUUGUGCUAGUUGAUGAGAUUCAUACUCUAAAGGAGAAAAGAGGUGCAACUUUAGAAGUCAUUUUGACAAGGAUGAAUACAAUGUGUCAGGAUAUCCGGUUCAUUGCUUUGAGUGCAACUGUUCCGAAUAUAGAGGACGUAGCAUUAUGGCUCAGAACCAACAACGAACUUCCUGCAAAUAUUCUUUCUUUUGAUGAAUCAUAUCGACAAGUUCAGUUGACAAAAUAUGUCUACGGGUAUUCCUUCAAUUGCAAAAAUGAUUUUCAAAAAGAUGCUAUAUACAAUUCUAAACUAGGUGAGAUAAUUGAAAAGCAUGCUGAUAAUCGCCCAGUACUAAUAUUUUGUCCAACUAGGGCUUCCACCGUAUCCACUGCAAAAUUCUUAAAGCAUAAUCACCUUUCUUCGAGAAGAGGUAAUCAAAAAAGAAUUAAUACUAGCGUUUCCGAUAAAAUAUUAUACGAAUGUAUGCAACAAGGAAUUGCCUUCCAUCACGCGGGAAUUUCAUUAGAAGACCGUAGUAUUGUUGAAAAUGAAUUUUUAACAGGUUCAAUAAAUAUACUGUGUUCUACUUCAACUUUAGCAGUUGGCGUGAAUCUGCCGGCUUACUUGGUUAUUAUCAAAGGUACAAAAAGUUGGAACUCCUCUGAAGUUCAAGAAUAUUCAGAUCUCGACGUACUACAGAUGAUAGGGCGAGCCGGAAGGCCCCAAUUUGAAACUCAUGGCUGUGCAGUAAUUAUGACAGACACUAAAAUGAAACAAACUUAUGAUAACUUGAUCCAUGGUACAGAAGUGUUGGAAAGUUCGUUGCAUUUGAAUUUGAUCGAGCAUCUAGCAGCAGAAACGUCCCUAAGAACUGUAUAUUCAAUUGAAACUGCGGUAAAUUGGCUGCGAAAUACUUUCUUUUACGUUAGAUUCGGAAAGAAUCCAGCUGCGUACCAUGAAGUGAAUCGAUAUGUCAGUUUUCACUCGGUCGAAGACUCUCAAAUAAAUCAAUUUUGCCAGUACUUGCUUGACGCGUUAGUAAAAGCAAAAAUAAUUGAGCUAAGAAAUGCGAUUUACAAUCCGACGGCGUACGGAAAUGCAAUGACGCGACAUUAUAUAUCAUUCGAGUCGAUGAAACAAUUUAUUAACGCAGAAAAAUUCUCAUCCUUGCAUGGGGUGUUAAAUUUGUUGUCUAACUCUGAAGAGUUUUCUGUUAUAAGAGUAAGACACAAUGAAAAAAGAUUGUUCAAAGAGAUUAAUUUAUCCCCGCUUUUGAAGUAUCCAUUUUUGACUGAGAAAAAACAAAGCCAAAUAAUUGAUAAAAUUAAUCAAAAGGUUUCUCUUUUAAUUCAAUACGAGUUGGGCGGUUUAGAAUUUCCAUCAUACGAAGGUGCCACAAAAUUACAUCAGACUCUUGUCCAAGAUAAAUUUCUUGUCUUUCGGCAUUGCUUUAGACUGCUAAAAUGCAUGGUGGACACAUUUAUUGAAAAAAAUGACGGAAUUUCAUUGAAAAAUACUUUGUUGCUACUGCGAAGCUUAAAUGGCCAUUGUUGGGAAAAUACACCAAUGGUUCUUAGACAACUGAAAACAAUUGGCCUGGUUUCAGUGCGAAAGUUGAUACGACAUGGAAUUACAAAUUUAGAGGACAUGGGAAAUUUGACUGACACACAGAUUGAAUACUAUCUCAAUCUCAAGAUCGGAAGUGGGAUGAAAAUUAAAAGUGACAUUUCUUUACUGCCCUGCUUGAAUAUUAGAGUAAAGUUGGAACACUGUAGGAGAGACAAUGAGGAGAUUUGGUUGACAUUUAAAGUGGAAAUCAGUGCAGAAUUCAAGUCUAGUAUCUGGCAUGGUCAGCAUCUCUCAUUAGAUAUUGAAACUGAGAAAAGCUCAGGGGAAUUAGUUGACUUUAGGAGAUUACAGCUCAAUAAACUACAAUCACCAAGAGGCUUCAAAAUUUUGACAAACAUCUCAUCCAAACUAGAAAAGAUAGAAUUUUCGAUACAUUGCCAGGAGAUUGCUGGACUUGGCAAAACAGUAGUAUAUUCUACUGACCAUCUAGCGACCCAGUCCCUCACGAAGACAUCGCAUUCGAAUAAAGACCUAAACAGUUUAGAGAAAUGUCUCUUCCAAGUGACUAGUAGUGACGAAGAGGCUGAAAAAACAUGUAAUGUCCAUCGUAACGUUACUUUGGAAGAAUCGCUAUCUUCCGAUGAUAGUAUUUUGAAUUAUUUAGAUGAAACAAAACCAUCUAACGCUAUCGAACUCGCGACAGCUGUUCAUUCAAACAUACACUCUUCUUUACAUGGCAGUAAUGGGCGCCAGGUAAGACCCAACGGUAAUUAUGAAUGUUAUCAUAGCUGCAAAGAUAAGACUCAGUGCCGACACCUAUGUUGCAAAGAGGGCAUUCCUGGAAAAUACAUAAAAGAGAAAGGUUCAUCCUCAGUUAAGUCGCCUUCAAAAGUUGAUCAUGUUCGCAAACCUCUGGUUGCGAAAAAUAUCAAUGUAGUACCUCACACAGAGAUAGACUUGAGCAGUAAAUUCACAGACUGGAAGGAAAAUAGUUUUAUAGCAGGAGCCAGUCGCCCGCUCUCUUCGAAAAUUUGUGACGUACCUCCGUCGUCGAUUGAGAAAGCAAAUGAACCUGUCUUACAACCUGCCUCGAAAGAUUGCUCAGAAAUAAUCUCCAUUGACCUCAAGUCCUCCGAUGAAUAUUCCGGUAAUACGACGACAAGCCCAGUGAGUGAUCCAAAUGGUGACUUAGACUUUUUGGGCUCGGAUAUAGAGUUCGAAUGA
Saccharomyces kudriavzevii IFO 1802 is the source of this 3555-nucleotide messenger RNA. RefSeq names its product DNA helicase (gene HFM1). NCBI's taxonomy places the organism in Eukaryota, Fungi, Ascomycota, Saccharomycetes, Saccharomycetales, Saccharomycetaceae. Gene Ontology annotation, molecular function: nucleic acid binding; ATP hydrolysis activity; ATP binding. The record is from RefSeq and is a predicted model, not a curated record. The coding region runs from base 1 to 3555 and encodes 1184 amino acids. The transcript has 2 exons.